CCUUUCAUACAUAGUAAUAUAUUCGUAUAAAGAAUAAGCAAGGAGGAAAUGUUUUUCAUCGUUUUUUUUACGAUCGGUUGAAUAUGUAUCGUAAACAUAAAGUUUAAGGAUGACCUGGUAACUAAUUACCAAAUUAAGCAAAUCAUUAUUAUGUGUAGCUAUAUAUGGAAAUUCUUAUAAAAAAAUAAUAUCUUUACAUCAUAAAUAAUGUAAGAAAUAUAUUAUACAAAAGAUAAAUUUAAUUAAAGGAAUUUUUAUUACAUGUUUUUAAAUCGUACAAAGCACGAAUUGACACAGAAUUAACGGAGAAAUAUGUAAAUAAAUCAAGAGAAUUAACAUCAAUUACCAAACCGAUUUUCCCAACAAUCUGUUUAUGAUAAUCUCGACAUCAUGUUGAUUGGAAAUUUAAUUGUCCAUUGCGAAAAUGAAAGGUUUAUUUACCUUUCCAUCUAAUUAUUCAAAUUAUAUUUGGUAUAAUGCGCCAACCAGUUUCCAAAUUUCAAUUCCAAUUGCAUCCUCAACGAUAUAUAAUUUUGGAAGAAUUUUUAAUCGAUUCGAAACAUUAUAUCAAAAGUAAUAAUAAUGCUUUCUUCAAACAUGUGUAAUUAACUUAUCAUUAGAAAAAGAAAUUAUACAAAUUAUAUUAUAAUGAAUAUCUCAAUUACAUAACAGAGGCGUGUUUAAAGUUUCUCCAGCGAUGAUUGAAAUUGCAUGCAUUCAAACAUUAAAUGACUAUCGCAUUUGCUACUUUCCACUUUUUUUUUCAAUGAAAGAAUAUUUACAUAUCAAGAAUACGCGUUAACGAUCUCAUGAAUUAAUAACUUUUUUCGACGAUGUUUCCUUUAAAUCAACCGCUCUAUUUGCAAAAAACUUUUCAAUUAUACACGAGAUUACAAAUUUCACUUUGUACAAAACAUUUGAGAACGUUUAAAAUGAUCAAUCAUAACUACAUAUUGUUAAAUGCAUUUUAAUCUUAUGCAUUGAUCGUGUAUCUAAUUACAGAACUAAUAUCUCUCGCAAUUACAAACGAGAUAUCUAUCAUACAUAAAUAUUAUACACAAAUAUUAAUUAACGUUAACAAUUGCAAAUAAGUUUUUCAUAUUAUUCUUAAUGAUUUAUAUUAUAAUAAUACACUUUUAAUGGAUGGAAUAAUAGAAAGAUUAAUAUCCCACGAACAAACAAUUAAUUUCAACAAGAAUUUCAAUUGUUUGAAAAAUUAUCGUAUUUAAAUAUUUUGAUCUAUAUGUAUCGAGAUAAUAUCGAUGUAUAUAGAUAAUGCCACGAGAUAGAUUUUCACGCUUGCAAAUAAAAAACAUAGCAGUUUAAAAGGAACGCAGAAUUUUCACGCAUGUACAUAAUACCGAGUUUUCAUGCUCCCCUUCUCUAUUUUUCUCUCCCAGACACAACACUUUCGUUAUGCUCCAAAUCCUCCCUUUGCUCCUCGCCGUUCGUUUUACGGAAAAUCUAAAGUGGUAAUAAACCAACACGUUUCGAGUUUCCCAGUCAGUCGAUUCUCGCGUUGUUAAAGACCACUUGGACUGGCUAAGCUGGAUCCCCAUUCGACAGAAAGAUGUUUGGACAUAAACGGAAAAAAUGGAUAACUUACAGCGAAUAAUAGGAUACGCGACAGUUCUUUCCCUUUUUCAUCAACUUUAUUCCGAAAUGAAUCUUGCCACGAUAGCACAGUUUUUAAUAGUGCUAUUCCUCUCGGAGAUAAUAGCUAUGAGCAUGGCUGUGAAUUUUUUCUCAUCCUUGUUGACUAAAUCCAAAACGAAGCCAAAAUACCAACCAUCGACUAUUAAACAGAAACCACAUAUCAUUAUCAUUCUCGCCGAUGAUCUGGGUUGGAACGACGUAAGUUUUCACGGAUCGGAUCAAAUCCCCACGCCCAAUAUCGACGCCCUUGCAUACAAUGGUAUCAUCUUAAAUAAUCAUUACGUGCCCGCAUUAUGCACACCAAGCAGAUCGGCUUUAAUGACCGGAAAAAAUCCAAUUCAUCUGGGCAUGCAACACUCUGUGCUUUACCCAACCGAACCACGAGGACUUCCCCUGAGCGAGAAACUCUUACCCGAGUAUUUGAGAGAAAUAGGAUAUAAAACACACGCUGUGGGAAAAUGGCAUUUAGGAUAUUUUAAGAAAGAAUACACUCCGACUUAUCGUGGAUUUGAUUCACAUUUUGGAUAUUGGAACGGUCUUCAGGAUUAUUACUCGCAUAUUACGCAAGAACCUGAUCCGGCAUACAGCGAGUUUAAAGGUUUUGACAUGAGGCGAAAUCUCACAGUGGCAUGGGACACCGUAGGAAAUUAUUCUACAGAUCUGUUCACGAACGAAGCUAUACGAUUGAUUAAUGAGCACGAUACUGAUCAACCAAUGUUUCUAUACCUGGCUCACUUAGCUCCUCAUAAAGGAAAUGAAGAACAACUGUUUCGAGCACCCGAUGAAGAGAUUGCCAAAUUUUCAUACAUUCUUGAUCCUGAAAGAAGAAUUCAAGCAGCUGUUGUAUCAAAAUUGGAUCAAAGUGUCGGUGAUGUAAUGGAUGCACUAAGAAAUCGCGGCAUGUUGAAGAACAGUAUAGUACUUUUUAUGAGUGACAACGGUGCACCAAGCGAGGGUAUAUUGAGUAACAAGGGCAGCAAUUAUCCUCUUCGAGGCAUAAAGAAUAGUCCAUGGGAAGGUGGGACGAGAGGAGUUGCAGCUAUUUGGAGUCCUUUAAUUAAGAAAUCUAAAAGAGUCUCUAAUCAAAUGAUGUUUAUGUCCGAUUGGCUUCCUACACUUCUAUCUGCAGCAGGAGUAGAUAGAAAGCAACUUGGUAACAUCGAUGGAUUUGAUCUCUGGUCAGCUUUGGUGUUGAACAAAAUCAGUUCCAGAUCCGAAGUAGUGCUGAAUAUCGACGAUUUUAGUGAUUAUGCUGCUUUCAGACGAGGUGAUUUUAAAUACAUUAUCGGUAGAACGGAAACUGGUAGUGCUUGGCUUGGAGCAAGUGGAGAUCCAUCCGAAGGCAUUUCUCCGCAAUACGAUCCUUAUAAAAUAUUGUACAGCAAAACUGGUGUUGCUAUUUCUGGUAUUAUUACUGCCAAACAAGCGAUGGAAUUGAAAGAAAGAAGAAAAAGAAGCAUGAAUAUAUAUAAUACUGCAUUAGAAACUAAUUUUGAAGAAAAGAUACUCAGUGUCGAAAAUAUUUCCGAAUUGCGAAAGAAAGCACAUAUAACAUGCAACGUCAAAGAGGAAGAUAGAAUCCCUUGCGAACCAAUGACAGCACCAUGUCUCUUUAACAUAGAAAAAGAUCCUUGCGAAAUGGUGAAUCUUGCCAAAAGAAGACCAAUGAUUAUGGCUAUUCUGGAAAGAAUUUUAAUGAAGCACAGAAUAACCGUGAUACCUCCUAGUAAUUUAGAUGGAGAUCCUAGAGCGGAUCCAUCACUUUGGAAUGAUACUUGGACCAGUUGGUGCGAAGCUAAUCCAUUAGCACUCUCUUAUACGAAUAUUGAGGAAUUGAAACAGUAUUCUGGUCCAGCAAUUGCAGUGAUGUCCAUUAUUUUUGGCCUUUUCAUUGUUGGUAUAAUAAUGUUAUUCGUUUUAAAGUGUGGAAAAGGUAACUCGAACAAUUUAGAAAAUCCUGAAUAUCAGAAUGAUCACGAAGAAGUUGCAUAUGCUACAAAUAGUAACGAACAAUCGUUUUCUAUGUAUAGUAUUAUAACAAAUACGAGACAAAGUGAUCUAACUAAGCAUAAGCAAAUAAAUUGACACUUUCGAACGAAAUAUACGAGGAAUAAACGUCUUUUAAUUACUAUAAAGAUUUAUUACAUUAAUCGAAUUCUCAUGCAAAAGUAUCAAUGAUAUUAUAUUUGUUUAUUCAUAUAUUUAUGAAAAUGAAACACAUACGAAAUUUUUACCUCGUAUAAUCUCGUUCUUUAUUUUUCUAUUUCUUCAUUUCUUCAAAAUGUGAUCCAUACGAUAUACACGAGCAUUAUAUCGUUUAUAGGAUAACAAUGAUAAAAAUGAAACAAAUUUUCUAAAGUUAGAAGUACCACUUGUUAAAU
Apis cerana (Asiatic honeybee) is the source of this 4037-nucleotide messenger RNA. Its product is annotated as arylsulfatase B. NCBI's taxonomy places the organism in Eukaryota, Metazoa, Arthropoda, Insecta, Hymenoptera, Apidae. Gene Ontology annotation, molecular function: sulfuric ester hydrolase activity. The record is from RefSeq and is a predicted model, not a curated record.